GCUCACCCCUAUUAGCUAUUGCAUUUAAGCGAUUGGGCCUGGGUCGUACACAAGGUAGCCCAGGGAAGUCCUUCAACCAAAUUGAAAACUCAGCAAAUAUUCCAGCAAUUUCAUCAAACCGUCCAAGAAGCAGAGCAGCAGUUCAUCCAGCUGCAGGGAAAUUAUUGAUUGAUUUCAUAUAUAGUCGGUGCUUAUUGAUCGAAAAAUACGAUGAAUUUCGCUGCAUCGUUGUGCAAAAGAGCAAGUCUCAGGGACUUGAUCACAAAUGUUCCUGCUUAUGCAGGUGCAACUGAUGCUUCUGGGGCAGGCUUGGCUUUAAUGUUUAGAAGGUGGGCUUCUAAGAAAACGGCUGGAUCAACGAAAAAUGGAAGAGAUUCAAAGCCUAAAAACCUUGGAGUGAAAAAGUUCGGAGGCGAGAGAGUUAUACCUGGUAACAUCAUUGUUCGGCAGAGGGGAACCCGUUUCCAUCCUGGAAAUUACGUUGGGAUUGGAAAAGAUCACACCUUAUAUGCACUGAAAGAAGGCAAUGUUAAGUUUGAGACACAUAAGUUGAGCGGGCGCAAGUGGAUCCACGUUGAGCCCAAGGACGGACACGUGCUUCAUCCUGUUUAUGGAGACGUUGAGAGUCCUCACCUGAAGACUGCAGCUUAGAAGAACCUUAGAAUUACCUUACUUCCAACAUUGAAGAUGAUAUAACUCUGUCAAGUUUAUGUUACAGUCGGUAUUUUUGGCAAUUUUACUCGGUUUAUUUGCAGAUUGUAAGUGUGGAUGCUACUCAAUUCAGAUUUCUGAUUGAGUUCUGGCCUUAGUGUCAUUUUGCUCCGCCCUCUCGUGGUGAAA
Molecule: messenger RNA, 840 nt
Organism: Spinacia oleracea (spinach)
Lineage: Eukaryota; Viridiplantae; Streptophyta; Magnoliopsida; Caryophyllales; Amaranthaceae
Exons: 4
Coding region: 211-651 (146 amino acids)
Biological process (GO): translation
Cellular component (GO): ribosome
Molecular function (GO): structural constituent of ribosome
Source: RefSeq, a predicted model, not a curated record